Molecule: messenger RNA, 933 nt
Organism: Hyaloperonospora brassicae
Lineage: Eukaryota; Oomycota; Peronosporomycetes; Peronosporales; Peronosporaceae
Source: the annotation of a GenBank genome assembly
AUGCUGACGGCCCGUCGCUUGCUGCUGAAGCGGUCUGCGCUCAUCCGACGAUGCUUUGCCUCCAGUGUGACACAAGUCAUUGAGACAGUGGAUCAGUUCCGCCGCGUGCGUCGCGCGUUAGCGUCUGCUGCCACGUUGGGGUUCGUUCCGACCAUGGGGGGUCUCCACGAUGGACACAUGGCGCUAAUCCAGCAGGCGCGGAGCUCGUGCGACUUCGUGGCUGCCAGUAUCUUUGUCAACCCGACUCAAUUUGGACCAAACGAGGACUAUUCCAAGUACCCUCGUACGUUUGACCAGGACAUGGUCCGGCUGCAGCAAGCAAACGUGGACUUUGUGUUCCGCCCCUCGGUCCAUGAAAUGUACCGGCCACAUCAUCGGUGCUACGUCGAGCCCGAGGGCUUCGACGACUUGGUCGAAGGUCAGUGCCGCAAAGGCCACUUUCGAGGUGUCGCGACAGUCGUCACCAAGUUGUUUAACAUUGUGCAGCCCACGCACGCGUUCUUUGGCCAAAAAGACGCGGCACAGGUCGUGCUCGUCAAGCGGAUCGUCUCGGACUUGAACAUCCCCGUGGAGAUUGGCAUUGUGCCCAUUGCACGUGAACCAAACGGGCUUGCGCUCUCGACGCGCAACCAGUACUUGAGCUCUGCAGAGCAAAAAGCAGCGGGUGUGUUGCAUCAUGGCCUUGUACAUGCGCGGGACUUGUUCGAGGCAGCAAAGACAGCGGGACAAACAGCAGUUGGUGCAGAGCUGCUGCGUGCGGUUGUUUGCCGAGCGUACGAACGCGAACCGCUGGUGACCGCCAUCGACUAUGUGUCGGUGGGAUCCAAAGAGACAAUGCAAGAGGUGGCUGAAGUCGGUACACUCGACGGAGCCAUCAUUUCCGUCGCUGUCAAAGUCGGAAACUGCCGUCUGAUCGACAACAUCGUGCUUUAG